This is a messenger RNA of Carica papaya (papaya), 1068 nucleotides long. RefSeq names its product 5'-methylthioadenosine/S-adenosylhomocysteine nucleosidase. Gene Ontology annotation, biological process: nucleoside metabolic process. The record is from RefSeq and is a predicted model, not a curated record. Lineage: Eukaryota; Viridiplantae; Streptophyta; Magnoliopsida; Brassicales; Caricaceae. Gene Ontology annotation, molecular function: methylthioadenosine nucleosidase activity.
CGAUUUUCUCUUCCCUUGGAUUUUCCAGGAAAAUUAUCAGACAGCCAGCGGGAAGCCAAAACGCCGGAUAACAAGAGGUAUGGCUCCUCAUGGCGAGGGAUCGGACUCUGCAGGGGAAACCAUGAUUGCUCAAGACGAGAAGCAACGCAUCUCAACCGUCGUCAUCGUCAUCGCUAUGCAAACCGAAGCGCUGCCUUUGGUCAAAAAGUUCAAUCUAACAGAGGACAACGAUUCAUUGUUUCCAGAAGCAGUCCCUUGGGUCCGGUACCGUGGAACUUACAAAGACCUCAAUGUCAAUAUAAUUUGGCCAGGAAAAGAUUUAACUUUAGGGGUUGAUAGUGUUGGCACUCUUCCUGCAUCUCUUGUGACUUAUUCUUCUAUCCAAGCAUUCAAGCCAGAUCUAAUCAUAAACGCAGGGACUGCUGGUGGCUUUAAGGCUAAAGGAGCAAACAUUGGUGAUGUCUUUCUUGCUUCAGAUGUUGCUUUCCAUGAUAGAAGAAUCCCUAUCCCUGUUUUCGAUCUAUAUGGAGUUGGUUCAAGGCAGGCCUUCUCAACACCCAAUCUACUGAAGGAGCUUAACCUAAAGGUUGGCAAAUUGUCUACUGGUGACUCUUUGGAUAUCUCUCCCCAAGAUGAAGCAGAAUUACUGCAAAUGAUGCUACAGUUAAAGACAUGGAGGGAGCAGCUAUGCUAUGUUGCUGAUAUUUUAAAGUCCCUGCAAUAUUUGUAAAAGCUGUGACAGAUAUAGUGGAUGGUGACAAACCAACUGCAGAGGAAUUCUUGAAGAAUUUGGUUGCAGUGACUGCUGCCCUUGAUCAUGCAGUCACUCAAGUCGUUGAUUUCAUCAAUGGAAAAUGUCUAUCUGAACUUUGAUAUGUUAUACCAUCAUUAUUAAUUGUUGAGAAAUUAUAUAGAUAUGGCAAAAUUAUCUCAUAAACUAUAGUUCCACCAGGAAUUCAGUUUGGUUUCAUAUGAUUGAUUUAACGGGAAAACAGUUGAUAACUUCUAGCCUGAGAAUGUACAGACUUCUGGAAUCUGGAUGAAUGAUGCCAUUCAUUUACUUGUCUA